AUGAAUCAGGCCUUGCCUGAAUUGACUGACAAGCUCGAUGCAGUCCCAGAUGGCGCGAUACCACGCAAAAGCAACCAGAAAGUGGAAGAGGAAGGCUCGGACAGCGACCAGAGUGAGGGGUCCAAAUCAGAGGAUAUUGAUAACUCCUCCUAUGAGGAGGCAGAUUCAAAAGUAGAGGAACCCCGGGACAUGAUCCUUACUAGGCGAUGCCUCAGUGUCUCAAGGAGCGGUCCUUUCCCCAAUGGGGGUGGAGUUGGGACUUUGGGAUCCACAGGGUAA
Messenger RNA from Pelobates cultripes (western spadefoot toad), 279 nucleotides. The record is from the annotation of a GenBank genome assembly. NCBI's taxonomy places the organism in Eukaryota, Metazoa, Chordata, Amphibia, Anura, Pelobatidae.